Messenger RNA from Quercus lobata, 1884 nucleotides. Its product is annotated as Ras-related small GTP-binding family protein. The record is from RefSeq and is a predicted model, not a curated record. The coding region runs from base 641 to 1663 and encodes 340 amino acids. The transcript is spliced from 7 exons. NCBI's taxonomy places the organism in Eukaryota, Viridiplantae, Streptophyta, Magnoliopsida, Fagales, Fagaceae.
AAAGCAUUUAUGCACGCGCUUCCAUAAGGUGAACUACACCUUCUCCAGCAAAUCCAAGGAUUUCGAACCUCACCGAUCUAAACCAAUUUUGCUUACCGUUUUUUAUUUUGUUUCCAACAUUUUUUGUUGGACCCUAAAAAAAAACACAGAACCAAAAAACCCACUCAUUUCCUAUUCCUUCAAAUCUUGUUCUUUAUUGUCUAUUAUUCAAUACUGAACUCCUCCAUCAAUUUGGAGCAAGACCCGCCUCUUGUUUUUGUGGUUUUGUGAGCUUAAACUUGUUCUUUAACUGACACAGUUCUUAUUUUUUGUGAUUUCCAAAGAGACCCACUUCAAGAUUUGUUGCCAGAUCUAUUUUGUUGCAGCUGGGGUUAUUGGGUUUUUUUGGAGAUGUAUGGUUAUGGGUUUUGUAAUUCAAGCUUAGAUCUUGGGCUAAUCUUUGUUUAGUAUGGAUUUGAGAUUGGAAUCCGGGGUACCCAAUUGGAAAAUUUGUUUCUUUUCAUGGAGUUUGAGUUUGUUUGAUGGGACUUAGAGUUGGAGAGAUUUGUGAAUGUGUGAGUUUUGAGGGAGAGUGAUUUGGUUGGUGGGUUUUUGUUUGUUUGGCUUUGUUUGGAGUUUGAAGUGAUUUUUGGAGGAAAACAUGUUUUGGAGAGGGGAGCGUGAUAGGGAGAGGGAGAGCAAAGAGCAAAAUGGUGGACCACUUUCUGGUCAGGUUCGAGUACUUGUUGUUGGUGACUCAGGAGUUGGGAAAACUUCUCUUGUUCAUUUGAUUAUCAAAGGUUCCUCCAUCACUCGCCCUACUCAAACAAUUGGGUGUACUGUUGGUGUGAAGCACAUUACUUAUGGAUAUUCCGGGAGCUCUUCAAGUGGCAUAAAAGGUGAUGCUGAGAGAGAUUUCUUUGUUGAACUAUGGGAUGUGUCAGGCCAUGAUCGUUACAAAGACUGCCGGUCUCUUUUCUAUUCACAAAUUAAUGGUAUUAUUUUUGUUCAUGAUCUCUCCCAGAGAAGGACAAAAACAAGCUUGCAGAAAUGGGCAACUGAGAUUGCUGCAAAUGGGACCUUUUCAGCUCCCCUAGGAUCUGGAGGUCCCUUUGGCCUUCCUGUCCCAUAUAUUGUUAUUGGUAACAAAGCUGAUAUUGCUGCAAAAGAGGGUACAAGAGGAAGCAGUGGCAAUCUUGUUGAUGCAGCUCGCCAGUGGGUUGAGAAGCAGGGUUUGCUUCCAUCCAGUGAAGAACUUCCGCUGACUGAGAGUUUUCCAGGCAGUGGAGGCCUUCUUGCAGCUGCUAAAGAAGCAAGAUAUGACAAGGAAGCUGUGGUGAAAUUUUUUCGUUCGCUAAUCAGAAGAAGAUACUUUUCAGAUGACUUAUCUGUACAAACUCCUUGGUCUAUUUCUUCAGUGCAGAGAGUCUCACAUCGUUUAGAUGAAGAUUUAAGUGAUGAGGAUCAGUCUUAUAAGAAUACGAGCAGCUUAAGUGGUGAUCCUUACAAAUACAACGUGCUUCCUCCCCUUCCAGCACAACGCAAUCUCACGCCACCUCCCACACUUUAUCCUCAGCAGCCAGUUUCAGUUUCAGAAAGUUACAGCCUCCCUAGAUUUUCCCUGACUGGCUCUUCAGAGUUCAGCAGUAAUGCCAGAUCAAAGCGCUCAGAUAUUAACGUGUGAUGAUCACUGCCUCUAGCUGCAAAGAUUGCACAUAUAAGCUGUUAAUCCAUUUCUUUGCCAUGCUGGUUAAACGUUUUAUUGAUUCUUUUAUAUCUACAGGCUCUCCCAUAGUAAGCGGUUUUUGUCAUACCAUUAAUUAAAGUGUAUGAAAAUUAAUUGUUGAACCUGAAACUACAGGUGAUUCUUUGUAAUCGAACUCUCUUAAUUCUUUUUCUUAGUAA